Girardinichthys multiradiatus is the source of this 5292-nucleotide messenger RNA. RefSeq lists its product as uncharacterized. Gene Ontology annotation, biological process: protein polyubiquitination; proteasome-mediated ubiquitin-dependent protein catabolic process; negative regulation of translation. The record is from RefSeq and is a predicted model, not a curated record. Lineage: Eukaryota; Metazoa; Chordata; Actinopteri; Cyprinodontiformes; Goodeidae. The transcript has 2 exons. Bases 699 to 3542 code for a protein of 947 amino acids. Gene Ontology annotation, molecular function: ubiquitin protein ligase activity; protein binding; translation repressor activity.
UGAAAUGACGCAUACAUGAUUGUGGAUAUGGAGUCAGUUGUAUAGUAGAACAGCAGAACAAUGCAUCAUUUAGAUUUGCUAUUAUUGUUGUGUUUCAUGCUUCUACUGUUAAUAUUAAUCUUGCAACACUGCAAAGAGUACCACAAGUAAAUGUGCAAAUGUAUGUUUACAUACGUAGUAUUGGUUUCUUUUUAAUCGGGGUAUCUGGUUCCAGAAUUACAAUAUCACUUUCCCUUUGGAUCCAUGGGAUUUGGUGGACUGACGAGCAAAAAAACAAGAUAUUGUAAACCAUUCUCUGACUACUAAAAGGUGAAGUGAAUUUAACCCAAUAUCUUUUCAUCCUGGUACCUGUUUGUAGGUGGGAUUUAUUUGGCUUCAAGUGAACAGUCUGCCCUAAAACAAAGGUUAAACGCAGGAAAAAAUGGGAAACCACAAGAAUUAGAGCAAGUAUAGAACUUAAUGCUGGUGUUGAUAGAAGCGUGUCAGACACCAUAGUACCUUACAGUUUGUUGUGUGUGAGUCUGCAUAGCUACAGACUAGUCAGCCUGACCAUAGGUCUUACUGUUAUACCUGUUUAAUAUAUGCUAUGAUUUUAUUUGUAUAAAUCUGGGAGAUAUUUGACCAAAAUGUUGUUGCUCUCCAACAUGAUCAUCAAUACAGCAUAUAAAAUAAUAAAUGAUUUAUAAUUCAUCCAAAUAAUGCUAAAAAGAAUCGGUACAAUGAAGUUACUGUUUGUUUCUCUCAAAAUGGUGUCCUUUUCUUGUUUUUUAACUAUCUGCUUAUUUUUCUUCUUGGAUGUAAUUUUUUUUCAGAUACUAAGAAAUAACACUGAAAAAGUACAGACCUACUCAUUUAGGAUGUUUGUGGGAACACCUCUUGAUAGCAGUUCAACCUCUCCUGUCCAAGAACACAGUCCAGACCCUAAAAGUCCAGACUUUGAGUCAGAUUGUGCUUCAUCUUCUCUUCCACAUCAUUCGCUUCCCUGCUGGGCAACCCAGGCCCAGAGUGACCUCGCCCAGGCCAAGGAAGAGUUAUGUCAGAUACAGGUCCGUCAUGUAACUGAGAUUGGCACAGUUAGGCGGGGUGUUGAACGGGCAAUCCUCGGAGUACGUAGUGAGGAGCGACGCCUGCUGGAGAGGGUGGAGCAGGACCAUCGGGACACUGAGCAGCGUUUAGAGCAAGUCCAGAGGGAGAACAUAGCAGCCGCGAGGGUUAGCCAGUCUCUGUUGGAGCAAAGGUUUGAUAAAUUGGUUAAGUUUCAACAACAACUCCAGACAGUGGAUCAUUCUGUUCUAUCUACAAAUGGACCAAGCAAAAACCCCUUACUGAAGGAAAUAUCAGAAUUUCUACAACCCUGGGAAAUCUCUGUUUCACUUAAGAAAGUGAUCUUUAAACCAAGCUCCCAACCUAAUGCAGUAACCUUUGGAGACAUUCAAGUGCAAGAGCAAAAUCUAUGUCUGAAUGUUGGAGGCUGUGGACCACAGGGAAAGCUGUGUGCUCUACAUUCACAAGAAGUGCACCAUGAAGACAUAAAUCAUCAAAGUAGAGGGGAAAAAAGCACUAAAAGACAGGGUUGGGCAUCACCAAUAGGCAGGGUGGUCAGAAGGAUCAGCCUCUCAAACCGUAGUGAUCUAGAGUCAGAGGAAGAACAGAAGCUUUCUUCUGCAAAGAUACGUCGCUGGCUUCCUAAAUGUGAACAGUUUGACUGGGAAACAUCCCAAGUUAAUGAGAUGGAAACAAAUUGCUUUGAUUUACAAGGGGAAGAUGGAUUUCUGGCUGUUCCUUCAGUUCUUAAAAAUAGGGACAUCAAAGCAAAGGACACAGUAUACAGGAUGAACACUGAUGGCAAAUAUUGCUCACCCACUAAUCAGAGAAGGAUGCUUUCUGUGGCCUCUAGUAGAAAACUAUCCCCUUCCCCUGAAAGAAGAGAGUCUGCUAAGAUAAGUCAUCGCUUGAGUCCAGAUAGCAGGGGUGGAGAUAAAGGAAAAGGGAGUCAUGAGUCCAGUAGUAGACCUUCGUAUUAUGGAGGCAGUACCCUAACAUCUCCAUGGUUGACUACGAGAGAUCACUUGGUCAGUCAAAGCUGUCUAGAUAUUACCUCCAAAGUAAGAUCUCACUCUCGUCUUAGCCAGUCUUCUGAUGAACACUCUUUGGGGACACUUGGCGACUCUGGUCGAGCACCAUCUCCAGCAGAUAGCCUUGACUCCACCUAUACCUUCAUUGUUAGCCCUUCACAUGACUUCAGUCUGAGCAAAGGCUCUUUGAAUCACAGUUUUCACCUUUCCAAGUCAGCAGUGGACUUAACACAUGAGACAAGGCCGUUGAUUUGUAGUGGCGCAAAUAAACAAGAUUUGUGCAGUGUAAAGAGUGGCAACUUCAGCUCCAUGUUGAGCUCCACCUCAGCCUCACCGGCUCUAAGCCGAGGAUUUAUGGUUUUUGACAGGGGUCAGUUCCUCUCAAACCCUAAAUAUAUUGAUAAUACCAUCUUGCCACAGAAAAACACCACAACAACUGGAUUAAAACUAGUCCCUGUGGCUAGGUCAUUAUCCAUGCCAGUCAUAGAUGGUUCCUCUCAAGAGCAAAAGAGAGGUAGAGGGGAAAGAGGAGAGCAUGCCCUGGUGGAGUUAGAGGAAGAGGUUGAUCCAUCGUUUAUGGUGUUUAACACAAGCAGUGUUCAUCUCAUGGGACAGUUUGGGAGGCAGGGUUCAGGCCGGGCUGACCUUACCCUGCCAAGUGGUAUCCAUGCCACACCACAGGGGCAACUCUUUAUAGUUGACUGCGGAAAUGCACGUGUCCAGGUGACUGAUCCUCAGGGGAAUGUCCUUCAGCAAGUGACUUCUCCAAACGUCAGUGGCUCCUUCAGACGAUGUCGAAACUACUUUGACAUUGCUGUCAAUGCCAAGGGUCUGAUUGCCUUAAGCUGUGCCGCGGAAAGAGCUUUGCUUGUGUUCAGCCGACAUGGCCGCCUGCUUCAGACCUUUGGAGGUUCUGGGUUGGGAUCUGCAAAAGAUGAACUGGAAGCUCCCAGAGGGGUGACUGUAACCAGACUAGAUGAAUUUUUGGUUGCUGAUAUACGGAAAGGUACUCUCAUUGCCCUGAAGCUUGACCAUAAAACGGGCUCCAGGCUUGAACGCACAGUGGUGACCGGAUUCCACAGGCCUUACUUGGUGGCAGCCUGUUGGAGCUCAGGUCUGGUAGCUGUGUCCGAAAGGGGCAACGAAACUGGACACGUGCCUUGCAUCAAAGUGCUGGAGCCAGGUUGGAACACAGUGAGAGUUCUUGGUGUAUGUGCUGGUAUGGGACCAGUCCUUACAUGUCCCUGGGGUAUAUGCAUAGAUAAUGACAGCAAUAUCUUAGUUGCAGACUGGGGAGAGCAGCACAGAAUUGUGUUGUACCCUGGUCAAGGCGUCGGGUGGCCCAUUGUAAACCAGGGCUUGAGUAGCCCACGUGGCCUGACCUUACUACCUGACGGGCAACUAGCUGUAUCAGACAGUAUGCAUCAUUGCAUUAAGAUUUACAAGUAUAAAGGGUCACAUGACUAAAAUACACUUCACUGACAUUUGAAGAGAAUGUUUAGCAAACCAUGUGGUGAGUUAAACAAUCACAUAUAAAAAGUGUAUUUCAUAAGAAAUACAAUUGAGGUCAGUCAUAUAUGCAUUUAUAAGGAUCAUACUAUGCCUGUAAAGUUUGAUGGAGGAAACGGUUUAAUUUGGUGUUGUAGGAAAUCUAAGACUCCUGUAUCUGCCUUUAUAAGUCCAUUGUGUCUGCUAAAAAAGAAGAAACUACACCUAUAAUGAAAACACUGUCUGGUGUUAAUCUAAUCUGCAAUUACUGGUAGUAUUUUAGUCUGUUUUUAUAUAUCAAGCUAAUCUGCAAGGAGUGUACAUCUUGUCACGGUUGCUAUUCUUCCAUUCAAAUUUUUUCACCUACAUUUUGUGUAAUUAUUACUUCCAACUGCAGCUCAGACACAAUUUUGAAAUGACAUCUUGAGCACAAAUCUAAAAAGUGAAAUACAGCUCAGAGUAAAAGUUACAAAGUCUUGUUACAUUCUUACAUGAUCAGUAUUUUGUGUAUUUUAUGCACUUCAGCUAAUUUCAAAAUUAAAUUUUGACUGUUUGAGUGCUUUAACUGCCAAAUAAUAUGUGCUUGUAGCAAAAAAAGAAAGCGAAACGUUUGUCAUAAUAAUAAUAACAUUAUUUAUUUCACUUUGCAAUAAAAAUCACUUGAAACUAUUUUACACUACAAUCCAAGCUGCAUACAGCUUAUGCAGUUUGAAAGCCUGUGAAGUGCACUCAAACAUUUUGUGACGUAGAAGUAGCAUUUAUGUCUGUUUUAGUGCUCUCUUUUUUUUGGUUUUAUUUAUGUAUUUCUUUUUUCUGUCUGUCACCAAUACUGAAUAUGUUUGGUGUGUUGUUUCUACAGCGAAUGUGUUUUGAUGCUGCCUUACUGUCUCUUUUUUCUGUUUGUCUAGACAACAUUUAGUAUAAAAAAAAAAGCCUUCUGGUUUUAUAAGUGUGAGCAUGACCAGGUAUCUCAGCUGUGUUCAUCUGAGAAGCUGAGGCUAAUUUAAGCGUAAUCAUUCAUUUUGGAUUGACAAGAGUCGAGAUGUUAUUGGACUGAUAGGCAUGCAAAUUGUAUUGCUUAUGAAUCGAUAAAUUAUUACUGCAAAAGAACAUUUUUUGGUCUAUCUUUUAAAAUCCUAAUCUCCAUUCUGUGUCUUUCAACCAAAUUUCAAGCUAAGAAAUGGUCGACUGGAGUAUCACUAUUUUACUUUAAUUAUAUUCAAAUGUUUUAUUAGAUUUUUCCUUUCUUACAUGAGUCUAUAACCCAUUCAGACCUGCAACGUCACUAUAUUUGGUAAAAUAAAGGAAUUCAUUGUUUAAGACAAACACAGUAUCUUGGAAGACAUUAACAUAUUUAUUAGAACUUGAUAACAAAGCUUCCAUAGGCUAUCAUUACGUUUGCAUUGUAAAAUACACUGCCCUCCGCAUGCUUGCCACCCCUAAUGUAUAAAAGGCUUUAAAAUGAAUCAUUGUUUUAUUGCAUUAAUCUCAGACUGAAGACUCAAACGUUUGGUUUCACAAGAGGGAUCUUGAACCAGUCCUCUUUGCAUCAUUUCUCCAACUUCUACUCUGCUCUCUUCUCUUCAGUUCAGCCCACGGGUUUUAGCAAAAGAUGCAUUUAUUUUAAAGCCAAUAAGUCAAUAAUUGUCGACACUCUAUAUUUUUUUGGAAACAUCUACAGCUUUUAUGUCUUUCAUCCUAAAACUAAUAAAUAUGCAAUCUAAACUAU